Molecule: messenger RNA, 2778 nt
Organism: Cyprinus carpio (common carp)
Lineage: Eukaryota; Metazoa; Chordata; Actinopteri; Cypriniformes; Cyprinidae
Gene: sdf4
Product: stromal cell derived factor 4
Biological process (GO): calcium-ion regulated exocytosis
Cellular component (GO): endoplasmic reticulum
Molecular function (GO): calcium ion binding
Source: RefSeq, a predicted model, not a curated record
AACCUCAUGUUUCACAAGAAGAAGACACACGAUCGUGACAACGUUGCAAUGUUUCUUUCCUAAAUGCCUUUCGGGUGUCAGUCUGUGUGAACUCUUGCGGUCAGCGGUCAGUUCUGUAUGUGUUUACGUGUUAUCUGAGUCCAGAGAGGGACGACGUCACUUUCAGAGCCAUAAACCGCUCCAGUGACCAGCGUUUGUUCUCGAGUGGCGACGUGUACAGGAACUGCGCGAUGAGCUGCACAUAGACAGUCGCUCAAGGUGCUCUCAGUACAGCAGGCCACUGGCUCCUGUUCAUUCAUCUGAUAUUUAAUUUUUUUGGAAAGGACCGUUCAAACGUACAGGGUUUCUACAUCUGUUUGUGACGUUCUAGCAGUAAAACCAUGUCUAACCAGAGAAGACCUCAGCCUGGCCGCCUGUGCGCCUCAAUUUUGGCAGUAUUUGUGAUGCUGGCUUUGCAUGUUCAGGCCAGGCCUGCAAAUAUAUCGGCGUUAAAAGACAAACACCCCAACAGCAAAGAGGACAAUGAGAUCCUUCCCCCAGACCAUCUGAACGGUGUGAAGAUGGAAAUGGACGGUCACCUCAAUAAAGACUUUCAUCAGGAGGUGUUUCUGGGGAAGGAGAUGGAGGAGUUUGAGGAGGACUCGGAGCCCAGAAGGAACAGGAAGAAACUUAUUGAAAUCUUCACCAAGGUGGAUAUUAAUAAAGACAGGAGUGUCAGUGCUAAAGAAAUGCAGCGCUGGAUCAUGGAGAAGACAGAAGAACAUUUUCAGGAGGCCGUUAAAGAAAAUAAACUCAGUUUUCGUGCCGUGGACCCUGAUGGGGAUGGACAUGUAACUUGGGAUGAAUACCGUGUGAAGUUUUUGGCCAGUAAAGGUUUCAAUGAAAAAGAAGUGGCUGAGAAGAUCAAAAACAAUGAAGAACUCAAAGUAGAUGAAGAAACUCAGGAGGUUCUGGAGAGCUUGAAGGAUCGCUGGUUCCAAGCAGAUAACCCUCCAGCUGACCAGCUGCUGAAUGAAGAAGAGUUCCUCUCGUUCCUGCACCCGGAGCACAGCAGAGGCAUGCUGAGAUACAUGGUCAAGGAGAUCGUCCGAGAUCUUGAUCAAGAUGGAGAUGGAAAGUUGACUCUUGCUGAAUUUAUCUCCCUCCCCAUGGGAACUGUGGAGAAUCAGCAGGCACAAGAUAUCGAUGACGACUGGGUUCGUGAAAGGAAGAAGGAGUUUGAAGAAGUCAUUGACGCUAACCAUGAUAUGAUUGUAACCAUGGAAGAGCUGGAGGAAUACAUGGACCCUAUGAAUGAGUACAACGCCCUGAAUGAAGCUAAGCAGAUGAUUGCUGUGGCAGAUGAGAACCAAAACCACAACCUGGAACUAGAGGAGAUCCUUAAAUACAGCGAGUACUUCACUGGCAGCAAACUCAUGGACUAUGCCCGUAACGUACAUGAGGAGUUCUAAGACGUCUCCUCAGGUCUUUAUGAAUAAGAAUAGCAUGUAUAUAUCCCUAAAGUGUCACAAGGAUGGACUUUGCUUGCUUCCCAGACUGGGAUCAACAAGUGCAUUCGGACAUGUUUGUAUAUGUACAAAACCUCAAGCCACAAAACCUUGUAAUGUUGCAAUGCGCAGAUAUAACAUGUUAUUAAGAGUUUGCCUUCAUAAUGUCAUAGAUUUCCAUUUGAGCCCCUUAAAGUUCCAUAUAAAUAAUUUUAGACACUUUGUCACUUUCAUCAGGUUUUUGAGUGCUGAGAAAUGUCUGUAUAUGAGGAAUUGGUGAGGGGAAAGAUUGUUUUCCACAUUAAGGUGAAAUUUAUUAAAAUAAUAAUAAUAGAGUAAUGUAAAUAAUGUAGUUGUUUGGAGUGCCAUAAUAUAUAAAUCUAUUCACAUUUUUGGUUGGUUGCUUUUGACAGGGUUUGAGCUUCCUGACGUGUUAUUUCCAAAGAUGACGAGCCAGCAAAAGGAUUUAGGGUGGUAAUUUUGUGAAAACUGUAACAUAUACUAACUAGACUAUACAUAGCACUUCUAUUUGAGAUCUCAUCAUUAAAUCUAAAAAUGCAGUGAAAAAGUCUUGUUUAGAAAUCAUAUUAACAGAGUUCAUAGGAUAAUUAAUCCGUCCAGCUGUGACCUAUUUGCACAUUGAAGCAUUUUUAAGAAGCCCAUUAUGUCAUAAUUGUAUAUAGCUUGCAUAAUAUUAUUAUUUUAUUACUUUUAAGAAUUCAGUUCACCCUGUUACCUCAGCAGCCUCUUUUAGUCAAAUGUUAGUUAGUAUAAUAGAGCAUCUUACACUGAAGUUUCUCCAUUGACAUCUAUAUUGUAAAAAGUCAUUAAAAGUGAGUUAAUUUAAACAUAAGAGAAAUGCUUUGAGAGGAAUUAUAUUAUUAGGAACUAUAAUUUACCCUUUUUAAAUUGCUAUUAAAAAUGGAAGGAUCGAUACGUGUAUUUUCUGUAUUUGAGAAUAAAGUUUAUUCAAAUACACAUUUGCCUCAUGAAAUUAGGCAUGCAAUUAGUCCUAUUGACUGUGUAUAUAACUGAGCUCUAGUUUUGGUGGUGAUCAUUUUUAAGCAUGCUUUGGUAAUAGUUUAAGAUAUACAUUUUAUUUUAUUUUGCUAUAUGAAUUAUUAAUAACUGGCUUUUUGGAUUAAUAUGUUUUGUUAUUGAAUUCUAUUGUGUGUUUAUUGGAUGUUAAAAUAUGAGCUGCUGAUGUGUUCAGAAUUAUCUUUGUUCAUUGACUGAUCAUAUAUUACAUUCAUCCUGUGGAAAUUAAAGUAACUGCUUAAAGUAAAAAGAA